AUGGCUACCUGGGACUUCAUCCAAAAACAGAUCCUCCUAGGCGACGCAGCGUGCGGCAAGUCGAGCUUGCUCGUGCGGCUGACGGACGACAGGUUCCUGCAGCAUUCCGAGCCGACCAUCGGCGUCGAGUUUGGGUCGCGGAUCGUCGAGUUGACAGAAGGACCCGAUGCGGGCAAGCGCAUCAAGCUGCAAAUCUGGGAUACAGCAGGCCAAGAAUCCUUCCGCGCCAUCACCCGCUCAUACUACCGCGGCGCCGGCGGUGCUCUGCUCGUCUUCUCCCUAACCUCCCACCAGUCUUUCACCAACUGCCGGGGGUGGCUGUCGGAUCUGCGAUCCUGGGGCGAAGAGGAUCUGUUGAUCUUGUUGGUUGGGAACAAGGGGGACGUUUCCCCCGAGGGCGAGGCGGGAAGCGGAGGGGAGAAGAGGGAGGUCGAGAGGGAGGAGGCGGAGCGGUGGGCGCAGGAGGAGGGGUUGGCGGGGUACGUCGAGACUAGUGCGAAGAGCGGGCAGGGAGUCGAGGAGGCCUUCAACACCCUCACCCGCCUCGUCCACGCUCGACAUCAAGCCUCGCUCGCCGCGAACCGCGCACGCAAAGCCUCCUCUGGCUCGUCCUUGCCUUCAAUCAGCUUGACGGGCGGCGGUGGAACGGGUGGGGGGAGGUGUUGUUGA
This is a messenger RNA of Rhodotorula toruloides NP11, 669 nucleotides long. RefSeq names its product secretion related GTPase SrgD. Gene Ontology annotation, cellular component: endosome. Gene Ontology annotation, molecular function: GTP binding; GTPase activity. Gene Ontology annotation, biological process: regulation of endocytosis. Lineage: Eukaryota; Fungi; Basidiomycota; Microbotryomycetes; Sporidiobolales; Sporidiobolaceae. The record is from RefSeq and is a predicted model, not a curated record. Bases 1 to 669 code for a protein of 222 amino acids. The transcript has 5 exons.